Messenger RNA from Magallana angulata, 982 nucleotides. RefSeq names its product transforming growth factor-beta-induced protein ig-h3-like. The transcript is spliced from 6 exons. The coding region runs from base 117 to 974 and encodes 285 amino acids. NCBI's taxonomy places the organism in Eukaryota, Metazoa, Mollusca, Bivalvia, Ostreida, Ostreidae. The record is from RefSeq and is a predicted model, not a curated record. Gene Ontology annotation, cellular component: extracellular matrix. Gene Ontology annotation, molecular function: cell adhesion molecule binding. Gene Ontology annotation, biological process: cell adhesion; extracellular matrix organization.
ACCAUUAAUUCACAACAGGUAAAGGUUCAAAUUCUAGACUGAUACUACCGCGUGUUUUUGUGUUUUGCACUGCCGUAUAUCUAAGGGAAGAAAGGAUUAUAUAUUUGUAAGGAAAUAUGUAUCAACAAUUUUUUGUCCUCCUUAUGGUAAAUCUUGUAUGCAGUCAAGACAAUGUGUUAGACAUUGCAAAACAACGUGGAGCCAUGACAUUGGUGAAGUUACUACAAGACGCCGAACUGAGCAGCGUUCUGAAAGGCCAAGGUCCAUUUACACUGUUUGCUCCGACAGACAAGGGAUUUGAUGCUCUUCCUGCCGAUGUUUUGGAUAAGUUAUCAAAAGAUAAAGCUCUUCUGAAAAAGGUUUUAUCAUAUCAUGUCGUUUCCGGUAAAAUACUGGCAAAAGAUCUUAAGAAUAACGAACUUUUGGAUAGUUUGGACAACCCUGAAAAACUCAGAAUCAAUAUCUACGGCCAAGAUGUUUUUGCCACAGGGCGUAAAGUGAUACUACCUGACAAUGAUGCCUCCAAUGGUGUAGUCCAUAUGUUAAACCAAGUCAUCUACCCCGUUCCCACGAAAAAAAUUGUAGCCGAGGCUUCCAUAACUCCGGAACUCAGUACAUUAGUGUACGCCGUUAUUCGAGGAAAUUUACAGAAAACGCUUACAGACGGCAACUUCACGGUAUUUGCUCCAAAUAAUGCUGCUUUCCAAAAGUUACCACCUGGGAAACUCAGUGACCUCCUCAGUAAUGAAACAGCCCUUGUUUCUCUGUUGACAUAUCACGUGACCGAGGAGGUACUCUACAGCGGUGGACUGAAAGAUGGACAGGAAGUUCCCACGGUGGAGAAGUCAAAGCUCGUGAUUAGUAUUAAUGGUGGCGUGGUCAAGGUUGGUGGCGCAACAGUUGUACAGGCUGACGUCAGCGUAACUAACGGCGUGAUUCACGUUAUUGAUACCGUACUCACUCCGCCUAAUUAACAAUGUGA